Molecule: messenger RNA, 369 nt
Organism: Protopolystoma xenopodis
Lineage: Eukaryota; Metazoa; Platyhelminthes; Monogenea; Polystomatidea; Polystomatidae
Source: the annotation of a GenBank genome assembly
CUGAAGGUAGGACAUUAUGUCACUAACCAGACAGAGGUGGAAUUUCGAGCCGAAGAGGACAGUUGCGAUGGCGCCCGACGGACGUGUCAGGCUGUUGCAAUUGCAGUUGAAAGUGACGCCUGCGGCCUAUCCUCAUCUAUCCGAACUGGAAUUGCUGACACAAAAUCAACUGAUUUAGCCUCAAAGUCAUUAGCUAAUCAGAGAACAGGAAAAGUCCGUCUGGUGCUCAGGCCCAUGAUGUCUCUUGUGCUGCCCACUUUUGCCUUAAUUCGAUUGGCUAGUCAUUGGGUUCGACGGCUCAGGUGGAUUGGUCUAGACCCUCGCAGGACCAAGGCAGACCGCGAACGGAGGGGUAAGGAAAACAGGUAA